AUGCUGGGGGAUAUUACCCGACGGAUGGCAGGUGGAAGACUAUUUCUUCAUUUUGAAAAAAAUAAACUAAGAAAAUUGCCCAACCACCCGGUCCCAGGAUACACGAGAGUUAAAGAACUUUACCUAACCAGCAACUAUUUAACCAGAUUGAGCAUGGAUCAACUGCCUUUAGAACUGGCACAUUUGGAUCUCCGGAAUAAUACACUGACAGCAGAUACUUUGAAAGAUUUAACAAGUCAGUUGUCUACAUCAAGUGAUAAUGUCUUUGUCAAGAACGCUUUAGCAUCACAAUCUCAUCACACUCCUUGUCCUAAAAAUUGCAUCUGUUACUUCGACGAUAAAGUUUACUACAUCGAUUGUAGUAAUCAGUCAUUAUCUGAAUUACCAAAUCUGAAAGUUAUAGCAAUUGGUAAUUCAUCACUAAGAUUGAACAAUAACAACUUAAAAAGUCUUCCAAACAACUCUCUAUGGAAUCCAAAACUAUUGGAAUUGCACUUGUCUAACAAUCAACUCACCCAUUUAUUUCUCGAACAAUUGCCUGCCAAAAUACGCUACUUGGACAUCCGAAAUAACCAACUAACGACUCUUGAUGACAAAGUAAUUCAGUUUCUUGAAUAUCGUUUAACUUUCGGUGACCUCACCAUUCAAAUGUCUGGUAAUCCUUGGCAUUGUUAUUGCAAUUCUAGCGAAUUUCUAAUUUUUCUAAGACAACAUGAACCGAAAGUGUAUGACUAG
This is a messenger RNA of Drosophila willistoni, 735 nucleotides long. Its product is annotated as protein toll-like. The transcript has 3 exons. NCBI's taxonomy places the organism in Eukaryota, Metazoa, Arthropoda, Insecta, Diptera, Drosophilidae. The record is from RefSeq and is a predicted model, not a curated record. The coding region runs from base 1 to 735 and encodes 244 amino acids. Gene Ontology annotation, molecular function: protein binding.